Messenger RNA from Oreochromis niloticus (Nile tilapia), 2190 nucleotides. Its product is annotated as nascent polypeptide-associated complex subunit alpha, muscle-specific form-like. The record is from RefSeq and is a predicted model, not a curated record. Lineage: Eukaryota; Metazoa; Chordata; Actinopteri; Cichliformes; Cichlidae. Bases 52 to 2190 code for a protein of 712 amino acids. The transcript has 4 exons.
UCUAAGCAUAAAUGUCAAUCACAAUACAAAUCUAACACAGAUCCUGACAGAAUGACACGACUCCGCGUUGUGGACCCAGCGGACUCGGAACCUUUUGAGCGGCAGGAGGCAGCGCUCCUUCACUGGACGGAGGAGCUCAGGGGGAAACAGCGGCUCUUCGCUGAGAGAGAGCACGUCUUUGAGGGGACUCGUCUGGCUCUGGGCGGGCCUCGGAGCCGCCGCGGUUCUCCACCUGCUGCCUCACCUGCAUUGGAGCAUUCGCCGCAGAGAGUGGGCGUCACAGGCCGAGCUUCGGCCGCUCGCUCUCCCGCCGCUCCGCUCCUCGCUCGCCCGCCAGCCGUUUUACUCACCGGCUCUUCCACUUCGCCACUGCACAGCGGCUACGCCUCCCACCUCGGCUCAACGGAGGCACCCGUGCCAGAGGCUCGGCAGUGUACCCCGCCCGCUUCCUCUUCCCGGAGAAAGCGGCGCACACGCCGCCAUAACAUGGACUAUUUUCAGCAACUCCUGGCGGUGAGUCCCAGUGACUGUUUGCCACCUUCCUCAUUUGAUUCUUCACAUAAAAUAAAUAAUAGACACAUCUCCGAUUCAUGGGGAACUUCCCUCUUAGACGACGAUGUGGACUGGGAAGACUUUUUCUGCUCUGCUUCCCCAAAAACAGCUCAGUUAAAGACUGUAAAUAGUGGUGGCAGAAGGACCAGAACAAUCCCUGAUAGACCUGUCAGUCUCAUUCACCCAGUCACCAUCUCCACCCCUAUCAGUCAGCUCAUAUUCACACCUGUGCCCACUCCCAGGACGAGGGCAGCUGUGACCCAGUCUACCUCCACACCCGCUCCUGUCUCUCGGGUGGGGGUGACUGGUGUCCAGCCACCUCCCGUGCUUGUCCCAGCGCCCAGGCUGAGGGCAGCCAGAACUCAGCCUGACCUCCCUAAAGGCUCAGAAGAGUUAGCCUCUCCACCUGUCAGUCCACCACUUCAGCCACCUCCUGAUCCAGCCUUUCACGCCCUUGCACUAUCCCUGGUUAGGCUAGCUGAGGUUUCCCCUGCUCAGGCACCAGCUUUACUAGCCCAGGCUGUAGCUUUAUCUCCGUCACUAGCUCAGUCUGUAGCUCAGCCAUUAGCCACACCAACCUCAGCUCCGUCGUCAGCCUCACCCACCUCUGUUCGUCCCUUAGCAUCCCCAGUCCAGCCAGUUCACUCUCCUGCUGUUCAGCUCCCAGUCCAGCCAGUUCACUCUCCUGCUGUUCAGCUCCCAGUCCAGCCAGUUCACUCUCCUGCUGUUCAGCUCCCAGUCCAGCCAGUUCACUCACCUGCUCACUCACCUGCUCUCCAGUCUGCUCCUGUCGCUCAGUCACCCGUAGCUCAGGCUGCUCCUGUAGCUCAGUCACCCGUAGCUCAGGCUGCUCCUGUAGCUCAGUCACCCGUAGCUCAGGCUGCUCCUGUAGCUCAGUCACCCGUAGCUCAGGCUGCUCCUGUAGCUCAGUCAGCUCCACUCCAGUCAGCUCCACUCCAGUCAGCUCCACUCCAGUCAGUAGUCCAGUCGCCCCCUGCCCUCCAGUCAGGCCAGUCGCCCCCUGUAGCUCAGUGCCCUGUUCUACAGUUGCCUCCUGUCAUCCAGUCGCCCGUCCUCCAGCCUGUCCAGGGUUUCCGCGCCUCCUGGCUCAGCCUCGGCUUCUGCUUCGCCACCGCCGGCUCCCAUGCCGUCGCCUGGUCCAGCCUCGGCUCCAGCUUCUGCUUCGCCUGGUCCAGCCUCGGCUUCGCACGGUCCAGCUUCUGCCUCGGCGUUAGCCUUGCCUGGUCCUGCGGCUGCCACGCCGGCACCCAGGCCAUGUUCUGGACGUCGUCGCCGGAGCGGCCGCCCACCGGACCGGCCAACGACUCCAGCGGCACCGCCGGCCACGUGGCCGCCCAUCGGAACUGUUUCAGCUCAGCCACUGGCCACGUGGCCGCCCACCUGACCUGUCUUUGCCUGGACUCCGUCCUGGACCCCUCCGCCCUCCCUGUUCUGGUCCUUCUCUCUUUCGGCUGUCGGGUGCCGGCCUUUGAAGGGGGGCUGUGGGGUCUGAUCACUGCAGCUGUGAGGUCUCAGAAUCAAAAGAAUGACAACACCACGGAACGGAAGUUUGAUACCAUCAUGGGGAGGCUCGCGGCUAUCCAACGGGAGAUCGAGAGACCAGUGUCGGAGUGUUAA